GUAAGUAAGAGGGGAAACACCUUUUUUUCCUCGUCUUUAUUUCCACAUUUCCUCCUCUGUUCGUCGUUUUGACUCCCGAGCUCCUCCUAUCAAUACGCAGCCAUGGCGGCUUCUUUGCAAUCCCUAAACCCUGCACUGACCCGAACCUUUGCUUGUUCUCAUAGGCCUUCCUUUGCCCCCCUACGUUCUUCAUUCCUCAAUCGACAUUCCGCCUCCUCCGUCUCCUUCAAACCCUUGGUUUCUUUUCGUUCCUUUGCUCCGCCACUCGCCGCCGUCUCUUCUGCGGCGGACACGGACUCAGCCAAGACCUUCCAUGGCCUCUGUUACGUCGUCGGUGACAACAUCGACACCGAUCAGAUCAUCCCUUCCGAGUAUCUAACCCUUGUACCCUCGAACCCGGAUGAAUACGAGAAGCUCGGCUCCUACGCGAUGAUUGGCCUUCCUGCAUCCUACACCACGCGCUUCGUGGAGCCUGGUGAGAUGAAGACGAAGUAUUCCAUCAUCAUCGGCGGCGACAACUUCGGCUGCGGAUCGUCGCGUGAGCACGCUCCGGUGGCUCUCGGCGCCGCCGGGACGAAGGCCGUGGUGGCUGAAUCGUACGCCCGGAUAUUCUUCAGGAACUCGGUGGCCACCGGCGAGAUUUACCCUCUGGAAUCGGAGGUUAGGGUUUGUGAGGAGUGCAAGACAGGGGACGUGGUGACGAUCGAGCUGAAGGAAAACGAUAGCGUGUUGAUCAAUCAUACGACGGGGAAGGAGUACAAGCUGAAGCCCAUCGGCGACGCCGGACCGGUCAUCGAUGCCGGCGGCAUUUUCGCAUAUGCCCGGAGCACCGGCAUGAUACCAUCUGCAUCAUCAGCCUGAUUGUCUCAGGUCCAGUGUGAGUGUCCCUUACAAUAAGAUGUGUGCUUUGUGUGGGCAUUAUGUGAUUCUGUAUUUGCUUUCUUUUUUUUUUGUUUUGUUUCAAGAGACCAAACAAGCGUUUUGUUGUCCUUAGCCUCUGUUUUUUUAUGAUCUUCCUCGUCCACCAACCAAACCCUUUCAUCUCUGUUUGCUUUCCAAAGGCAAAGAGUCUAUAUGCUCACUGCUAAA
Messenger RNA from Tarenaya hassleriana, 1089 nucleotides. Its product is annotated as 3-isopropylmalate dehydratase small subunit 3-like. Bases 103 to 861 code for a protein of 252 amino acids. The record is from RefSeq and is a predicted model, not a curated record. The transcript is spliced from 2 exons. NCBI's taxonomy places the organism in Eukaryota, Viridiplantae, Streptophyta, Magnoliopsida, Brassicales, Cleomaceae. Gene Ontology annotation, molecular function: hydro-lyase activity.